Molecule: messenger RNA, 2325 nt
Organism: Babesia microti strain RI
Lineage: Eukaryota; Apicomplexa; Aconoidasida; Piroplasmida; Babesiidae
Product: conserved Plasmodium protein, unknown function
Exons: 2
Coding region: 1-2325 (774 amino acids)
Molecular function (GO): protein binding
Source: RefSeq, a predicted model, not a curated record
AUGAAAAGUGCUGAAUCUAAUUUAUUGUCUGCGGCACUGCUAGAAUUAUCUAUUCAAGCACAGGAUUUGGAACGUAAAGUCACAACACUUUCUCAGUUAGAAGAGUUGAAAUCUAAAAUAUCAGAAAAAGAUGAGUUAAUUGAAAGGCUAAAACUCAAAAUAUCACAGAUAGAAGCUACAAAUUUAGAUCUGGAGAAUAAAUUAUCUAAUGCUAACCAAUCAACUAAUGGUUCGACAAAUAUACCAAUACCCAGUGUAGAUUACCCUGAAUAUGUUGUAUAUAAUCUGCUAGAUAAGUUGUACCUUCAUGUACCUGAUUGGCAAAUAUCGACUUUUUCUUCUGAAAUAAACAGAUUAUUAACCUUAAAUCCUGGACUAGCAGAUCAUCCAACGGUGAUAAGCGUGCUACAAGGCUCGGUUAUCCAAGAUGCUUUGGUCUUGAUUGAUAGGCUAGAAGAUGAAACGGAUUGCACUGAGAUUGAAUCACAACUGUCAAAUUUUUCAAAUCAGAGAACCCUACUUGCCAAUCGCCUUUGUUUAUUUUUAAUACUUAAGAAUAUGCACCUCACCAAUAUUUACAAAAUAUUAUUCACAAGUUUAUUUUACGAAAACUCUCGAAUUGUUGCUAUUAUAAAAGAUGCUUUGUUUGCAAAGAUGCUCGAUUUACAAUUGUUGAGUGACAAUAGUGACUUUAAACACCCAAUUCUUUGGGCUUUCGGACCAAAUUACUUAACAAAAAAAGCAUUAAACUACCUUCAUUCACUACUAUUUAAUGUAACAAAAGUGCCAUCCGAUCCUGUCACUGGCGAUAAUAUUUGGCACUAUAUAGCAAAAGACCGAAGUGAAGAUAUUGUCACAAAUAUUAAAAAUUGUAAUAUCCAUACCGAAGCUCUUGAAGCAUGUAACAAACAGGGAAUAACUCCACUUCAGUUAGUGCCACCAGAUACACACCAUGAUAUUUCUCAAUGUUUGAUAAUGAAUAUAGCUUCAGAUGGAGCAGAGUACUAUAAAUCAGGAGACUAUGACAAAGCAUUGGAGUUAUAUUCCAAGGCUUUAGACAAACAAAUAGCACUUUCUUGUGAAUACACUGAUAAGCUUAGUGACAAAGAUAAAUCAUCGCAUAAUACAAACAUUGGCAAAUUACUCUACAACAAAGCACGUUCACUCAUGCACUUAAGAAGAUGGAGCGAAUCAAUUACAACUUGUGAAUUAUGUAUUGCUUAUCUACCUCGCUAUGGUAACGCCUAUGAGACAAUAAUUCAAGCAGCCGAUUCGUUAUUGGAUUGGGAAAAGGGCUUGGAUGUAUGCAUUGAGUACCAAGUCGCAUGUGGUGUAGACCUCCGUGAAAGGAGAGAAUUCUUCAAUGCGCAAUUAAAUGCUACUGCAUUUCAGAUUUUGCAGAUUCCAAUUAAUUCAUCCCAAAAGACCAUCAAACAAUCAUUUAAUAAUUUGUGCAAAGUUUGGCAUCCGGAUAAAAUACACGAUGAUGAUGAUCUCAAACGUCGAUCAACUUUUCAUUUUAACAGAUUAUUCAACGCACGGCAAUUACUAAUGGAUGAUGAUACUAGGUUGAUUGAGAUGGGUAAACUUGAGACAAAUUAUAUCUGUCCCAAUCCCAUAUUUAAGCCGAAUGAUGAUCGAUCAUUUACCGUUGAUAAAUUUUCCAAGCUUCAUUUUGAGGUGAUGAUGCAAACUCAGUCUGUGGGCCUACUUGAAAUGGCUGGAAAGCGAAUGGGAGAUGAGAUCGAUAAGGCAAAUCUCAUUUUAUCUAACCUACAAUCAAAGUUGUUAGAGACUGCUAAUAAUACUAGUGGUAGAAAUACUGACGAUAAUUAUGUCGAGAGGAUGCGUUUUAUGGAUAAUAUAAUGAAUACACAUAACAAGACCACUAAUGACGACUCAAUGUAUCGUGUUGAAUCUAAUUAUAAUGAUGAUGAAAAUUUUCCAACUCCAAACUUCCCACCCAAUUUCCAAGGCGUUCAAAGUUUUGCCUCUUCCAAUCCGCAAUCAUCCAAUGUUUUUGGCAGAUAUGCCAAAAACGUGCCUACUACUAGCAGCUUUUGGAGAGCUAGCAGUAUAAAAGAUUCAUGGUUAUCAGGUGUUAAUGGAUCUGGCGGUGGUGGUUCUAAAAUGAGGGAUUCCAGCAUGGCACGAAUUAAGGAACCUGAUACAGCCAGGAUAAGAACUUCGAGUACUAGCCGAGCGCGUGAAUAUAGCUCUGCUAGGAACAUGUCCAGAUCAGCCACUGGUGGUAAGGACGCUAGAAUGCCUACAAGUAAGAUAAGACCUUUGGGCUUCAGGAUAUACAGCGCUGCUGAAGGAUAG